AUGAAAAGAUGGAGUUACUUAUGUUAUGGAUCUCCUGGAAGCAUACAUCAAAAUGGUUUAUUAUCUUAUAUAGAGAGAAAUGUUAUUAAUCGACAUUUGAAAACGUCCACUACUAUAUUUGAAAAAAGCGAUACAUCUAAAAAUUAUAAGAAGUCUAUAGAUACUGUAGAGAAAUUAACUAAAGCAAAAAGUGUAAGUGGAAUAGUAGUAAAGACUGAAACAGAUGAAAAUAAUGUUGUUACAAAAGUAACAAUUGAAAAACCACAAGCCGCACCUAAAAAUGAGGUAGCCCCUCAAGUAAAAAAAAGACUGCUCAUUGACUUUUCGGCAUCGUAUACUGAGCGAAAUUUUAUAACACCAAUGCGAGCCAUGACUGAGUACUUGCUUAAGCAAUCUGAUUUGGAAACAUUACCUAAAGUACUCCGAAGAUCACCAUAUGAAUCAGAGCCUCCAAUUACAGUGUAUUAUCGUAAAGAUGUUGAAGCUAAGGCUAUAGAGGUUUGGGGCUCAAGGGAAACAUUAGAAAAGGAGUUACUACGUAGGGAAUUAGAUAGGAGAAGAUAUGAACAAGAUGUUUUCACUGUUAAGCGAAGGUUAAGAAAUUAUAGAAGAGAAAUGAGCCAUAAACGUCUAAAGCAUGGUGUGGAGGAAUUAGGCUUAAGAACCAGAUCAGGGAGAGUAGUUUUAACAGCUAUAGGAAUAAAUGGAUGUAAUUUCAUAUUUAAACUCUGUGCAUGGUUCUAUACUGGAUCUCAUAGUUUGUUCAGUGAAUGCAUCCACUCCCUUGCGGACACUGUUAAUCAACUUAUCCUUGCAUAUGGAAUACAUAAAUCUGUGCAAAUUGCUGAUCCAGACCAUCCAUACGGUUAUACAAAUAUGCGGUAUGUGUCAUCGCUGAUAUCCGGUGUGGGGAUAUUCUGCGUCGGCAGUGGUCUAUCCUUUUACCAUGGAGUAGUUGGCAUUAUGGACCCACAGCCUCUCCACGACUUCUUCUGGGCAUAUUUUGUUCUUGGUGGAGCCGUUGUUUCGGAGGGUGCAACUUUAAUGGUGGCUUUAAGUGCCAUACGGAAGGGUGCCAAAGAGGCCAACAUGCCCUUGAGUGAAUAUGUUAUGCGCAGCUCCGACCCCUCAGUGAAUGUUGUUUUGCUUGAAGAUACAGCUGCUGUUGCCGGAGUUGUAGUGGCAGCAAGUUGUAUGGCCAUCUCACAAUAUACUGGCAACCCUUUGCCGGAUGCCAUUGGAAGCAUAUUGGUGGGAACAAUAUUGGGUGGUGUUGCCUCAUUUAUUAUUUUAAGCAAUGUUGGAGCCCUUGUUGGCAGGUCUAUUCCACAGGAGCAGUUAGACGAAAUUAACAGUGUUCUGGAGAGAGAUUUCAUGAUUCGAGCUAUUCAUGACGUUAAGGGUAUAGAUAUAGGAAGUAAUCUUAUUAGAUACAAAGCAGAAGUUGAUUUUGACGGCAGAGCGUUGACGCGGUCUUAUUUGGAGAAACACGACUUAAAUGUUUUAUUAGAGGACAUAAAGAAAAUUGAGACCAUAGAUAAUGUAGAAGCGUUUCUACUAAAACACGGCGAAAAUAUUGUGGACAUGUUAGGCGGGGAGAUUGACAGAAUAGAAUUGAAAUUACGGAAAAAGUUUCCGCAAAUCCGACACUGCGAUUUGGAAAUUUUG
Messenger RNA from Iphiclides podalirius (scarce swallowtail), 1668 nucleotides. Lineage: Eukaryota; Metazoa; Arthropoda; Insecta; Lepidoptera; Papilionidae. The record is from the annotation of a GenBank genome assembly.